This is a messenger RNA of Megalobrama amblycephala (Wuchang bream), 2707 nucleotides long. It is a transcript of the gene ociad2, whose product is annotated as OCIA domain containing 2. Gene Ontology annotation, cellular component: mitochondrial inner membrane. Bases 1111 to 1623 code for a protein of 170 amino acids. The record is from RefSeq and is a predicted model, not a curated record. The transcript has 8 exons. NCBI's taxonomy places the organism in Eukaryota, Metazoa, Chordata, Actinopteri, Cypriniformes, Xenocyprididae.
CCCACUUGGGUUAACAAAACAAUGGUGAGGAAAAGAAUACAGUGAAAAAUUUUACUGAACGAGGCAACUGAUUUUGCUUGUUUGUGCGCUAUUGUCAUCCACAACAUCGAAAAGUUUCAAAAGUAAAUGAAAAACAUCUCAAGAAGAAGGACCGCUAUUAUAUUAGCCAUUGUGUCAAAGAGGCAGUUCACCCACCAAGAUCAUCAUUUUCUCACCCUCAUUUAAAACCAUUAUGACUUUUUUCUUUGGAGAUAAAUGAUUUGCUGGGCAAACUGGCAGCUUCAGUCAACAUUUCUUGGUUUAGACAGAAGAUACUAUGUUGGCGAAUGGUGACUAGCAUCUACAUUUGUGUAUGCUGUACUCAAGGACAAGGGUCUUCAAAAUGUCUUUCUUGGAUUGGUCAGGUCUUUGACUGCUGAAGUUUAAAAGAUUCUUUUGGAGCAGUGCAAGUACUGUAUAUAACCCUUACUCUAUCAAGUUUCUGAAAAUGGCAGAUAAAGAGUGAUUUGUAGUAGUGUGAAUGUAGACAAAGGUGUGUCUAUCUAGGGCGAAAUUGUCUGAUAAAGAUUUAUCAGAGUAGGCAGUGAAUGUUGGACAGAGGUGAGCUUACUGACACGAGUAUGUGUCAAAACAGGAAAUCGGCACACUUCAAAAAACUCAAAUGACAUUGACUAUUUGACAUUGGUAAAACACCAGCACACUUUUAAGUAUGAUGUAAUGUGUCUUUGAUGUGACUGCAACGAAAAACAGAAUUAAGUGAAGGGUUCAGAUUAUUAGGUUCAUAUAGCUUUAUUCAUAUUUCAAAUGUACACAAUUCCAACUAAAAACAGUAAAUUCAGAGAUUGUUGUAUACAAAUUCAAAUAGCACAGUGUUCAUGCAUGUAAUUUGCUGGGCAACCAUGACGUUGCAUUUGGGUUGAAACCACAAUGUUCAAAGCAGCCCUCUGUAAUUCAGGACAUCACAGCACUGCCCCCAAAGGGAGGUGCAUGUACAAAGUUAAGGAAUAGGGAGGAGCUCAAUGAGGUCAAAAUAAAAACAGCAAAAAGAGUGAAUAAAGACAUAGUAGUAGAAACCGAAGCAGAACAGACAAAUAGAAAAGAAAGCAAGACAUGGCUGAAAAAGACAUGACCACAGAAGGACAUCAGAGUACAAAAGGAGAAGGACCAGUGGACACAAAACCCGGCCAGUCUGGGUGGAAGCAAUUCCAAUGUCCCAUAGCAGAUCCACGCUUUCCCAGGGAAGAUAUAAAGCAGAUAUGGAAGGAAUGUCAGUACGAGAGCUUCUGGUAUCGAGCUCUUCCGCUCUCUACCGGGAGCAUGGCUGUGACUGGUGGCCUCAUAUACAGCGGUGUCUGGAAACAGUCCAAGCGAUUUGGGUAUUUCCCUAAACUGCUUUUGGCGGGUAUUGUGGGUUAUGCAGUAGGCAAAGCUUCAUAUGUUGGGACCUGCAGAGAGAAGUUCAAUAAUAAACUGGGACCAGAGUUCACAAAAGGCUUUGGUCCUUCUGGAUUUGGACCUGGUGGCUUUAGACAUGGACAUAGACACUGCAUCCAUGUGUGUGAAAAGUGCAAGCAACAAGAAGCACAAGCUGCAACAGCGCCUGAUGCACCCACUCAGAGCUAAGGGUCAGCAGGACACAGCUCAUCACUCUAUGUAUUUUUUAUAAUAAAAACGAAUAAAAAUAAAUGUUUUCUCUUUUGAAAAUGACGCAACAGAAAUCAGCUGAAAUUAUCCUGAAUGGACCUUAAAACUAACCAGCAGGGGGCGCCAAGACACUGCAGCAAUGCACUGCUAUGGACAAAUUUGACAACCUUUGUGCACGGUUUAUUUAUUAAAAUAGGUGUGUCAGAUGGCAGGCAGCGGUGUUUUAGCACUAAUAGUUGUGUUUGUGCAUGAAGUGGAUUUGAAGAAACAAUGUAUGCUGCUGUAAAUGUUCUCAAGUAGUGUCAGAUCUGGUACUAAUGAAUCCACCUCAUAAGUAUAAUGCUCUUUAAGUUAUUAUACUGUUAUACCAAUAUUUUCAAUAAGUUUUCUGAGCUUUUGUUUAUAAUGUAGAGAGGGAGUGGAGGUUUCUGAUCAAUUUUAUGACAGUAAACAUAUCUUUUAUGAGCUGGAUCAUAAUAUUGUAUUGCAGAAAGAAGUCAUCCAGAUCUCUCUCUCUUUAAAAAACAAUUAUAUACAUAUUUACCUUCACAAACAUGGAUCAAAGUACAGUGAAUGAAUUACAGAUGUCACAGGCUUUAUUUGAAAUUGAAUUGCUGAAUUUAAUUAAAAAAUUAAAAAAGAAAGACUUUAAACCUCAGAACACGCAUAUCUUUAUCUCUUAUCUCCAGCUCAGAGGACAUGACUGUAAUAACUGUAACAUCAGUGAAUGAUGUCAUUAUCAUCAUGGGUCCAAGUCUAAACAUCUCUACUGUCACAACCAACAACACUGACAUAAUCGUCACUUGUGCACAGACUGGAUAAUUAACCUCAAUACUUUUAUUACAUGCCCAUUUUCCUGGGUUUAUAUCAAAAGGAUAUUAUAUUUAAAAUACUUGUAUUAAUUUAUUAACAAAUCUCAAGCGUAUUUGGACAGAACUUUCUAAUCAAUAAAACACUGAUGCUUUGUUAAAAUGAUUUAGCUUAAAUCCACUUAAAGCUAGAAGCCAAGAAGAUAAACAUUUGUUUCCAAACCACAUAUGCCAUCAAAAGCAAUUAGAGUAAA